Messenger RNA from Morone saxatilis (striped sea-bass), 519 nucleotides. Its product is annotated as NACHT, LRR and PYD domains-containing protein 6-like. The record is from RefSeq and is a predicted model, not a curated record. Gene Ontology annotation, cellular component: cytoplasm. Lineage: Eukaryota; Metazoa; Chordata; Actinopteri; Moronidae. Gene Ontology annotation, molecular function: protein binding. Gene Ontology annotation, biological process: regulation of inflammatory response; regulation of apoptotic process.
GGAGCCACAAUGACAAAGGAGGUCCUCUUGAGCAAUCUGGACGACCUUGGAGAAGAUGACUUUAAGCGAUUCAAGUGGUUCCUGAAAGAUGAACGACUGAAAGACUCCUCAACCAUCCCAUGGAACAAGCUGGAGAAGGCAAAGACAUGGGAGACAGUCGAUCUGAUGAUCCAGACCUACACACUUCCUGGAGCUGUGGAGGUGACCAAGCAGGUUUUAAAGAAGAUCAACAGGAAUGAUCUACUGCAGAGUUUGGAAACAAAAGUGGAUGUCAAUGAUGUUGGAAAGACUUUAGAGAACAGAGGACCUUCCUCCUCUCAGUGGGAAGGUAAAACUCCUGUAUUCUCUGAUGGGAUUGUUUACCAAAAAAAGCUUCAAUCAAAUUUCCAAGACAAGUUUAUGUGUGCACAAGAGGGGCAGCAGCAGUCCUGCUUUAUCAGCGCGGACCGACGGCAGCUGGGACCAGUUCAGAGCCGGACUGGAGCCCGAUGGGGGUCAGAGUGUGAGGAGGACAUGUGA